Messenger RNA from Chilo suppressalis (striped riceborer), 317 nucleotides. NCBI's taxonomy places the organism in Eukaryota, Metazoa, Arthropoda, Insecta, Lepidoptera, Crambidae. The record is from the annotation of a GenBank genome assembly.
GUGAUUUUCAUUUAUUUUUCUUACUGUCGAGAUGAGAGAAUCUAAUGAAGAAAUUAGAGAUAUUUUAAAAUACUACAAAAAAGGCAAAUAUGCAACGCAAGCCACGAAAAAAAUUUGUGAUGUUUAUGGACCUAGUGCAGUGUCUGUGAAUGUUCAUUAAUUUGGUUUAAGCGUUUUCAACAUAGAGCAACGCGGCCAGGGGGCCAUUCCCCUAACGGAAAUGCUUUGGAAAAAGCUAACGCUUUCGAUUUUAUUUUGUUAUUUCUGACCGCCGAAGGUUUUCAAAUACCUCACGCUCAUUUUUUUUAAUGUUGUUA